Messenger RNA from Elaeis guineensis (African oil palm), 2299 nucleotides. Its product is annotated as probable metal-nicotianamine transporter YSL8. Gene Ontology annotation, cellular component: membrane. NCBI's taxonomy places the organism in Eukaryota, Viridiplantae, Streptophyta, Magnoliopsida, Arecales, Arecaceae. Gene Ontology annotation, molecular function: oligopeptide transmembrane transporter activity. The record is from RefSeq and is a predicted model, not a curated record.
CCACCAUGUUGCCUUUUUCUCCCUAACAUCUAUCAUUUUCUCUAUUAUCGAUCGAGGAAAGGGUGGAUAUGGCCACCACAAAUGGAGAAGAAAAGCCGAGCAUUGAUGAGUUGUCAAUGGAGCAGCUUUUUGAGAGCAAGGAGGUGCCCUCUUGGAGCGAUCAACUCACCUUUCGAGCCUUCUUUGUCAGCUCUAUUCUUGGUUUCUUCUUGAGUUUUAUUGUAAUGAAGCUUAAUCUCACCACUGGUAUCAUCCCCUCCCUAAAUGUCUCCGCUGGUCUUUUGGGAUUCUUUCUUGUCAAGACGUGGACAAAAAUUCUACAAAGGGCAGAUUUUCUUAUGCAACCUUUCACCCGUCAGGAAAAUACCGUCAUCCAAACAUGUGUAGUUGCUUGUGCUGGCGUUGCCUUCAGCGGUGGUUUUGGAAGUUAUUUUCUUGCAAUGAGCGAGACUGUGGCCAAUGACUUCAACGAGGCAAAUACGAAGGUUGAUACGAAGGAGCCUUCUUUCGGUUGGAUGGUAGCUUUCCUCUUCAUUGUUAGCUUCAUUGGCUUGUUCUCUGUUGUGCCAUUGAGGAAGAUAAUGAUCCUUAGGUAUAAGCUAACAUACCCAAGUGGUAUGGCUACUGCUUACCUAAUUAACAGCUUCCAUACACCACAAGGAGCCUUGCUAGCAAGGAAACAAGUCUCGUAUCUCUUCAAAUCCUUUAGCGCUAGUUUUUUGUGGUCCUUCUUCCAGUGGUUCUACACAGCAGGAGAAAAUUGUGGAUUUAAAGCCUUCCCAACAUUGGGACUAGAAGCUUACAAGGACAAAUUUUAUUUUGAUUUCUCGACAACCUACGUAGGCGUGGGAAUGCUUUGCCCUUACAUGAUAAACGCCUCAUUGCUGGUUGGCGCCCUCAUCUCCUGGGGCAUUCUCUGGCCCUACAUCGAAAGCAAGAAGGGAGACUGGUAUUCAGAGACCAUCCCCUCUACCAGCUUGAGUGGCCUCAACGGAUAUCAGGUGUUCAUAUCGAUUGCGAUGAUCCUCGGCGACGGUCUCUUCCACUUCUUUUCCGUGCUUCUCCGCACCACCUACGACAUGUACAACAAACGCCAACGGGAGAAGGAAGCCACCACUACUCCCUUCUCCGAGCUCAAUCGGACCCCGGACCCCGCCCUCAGCUUCGACGACCGUCGCCGCACCAAUGUCUUCCUCAAGGACGCCAUCCCGACCCGAGUCGCGAUCGCAGGCUACCUCAUCCUCGCCACCAUCUCCAUCAUCGCCAUCCCCCUCAUCAUCCCCCAGCUCAAAUCCUACCACAUCAUCGUCGCAUACCUCAUCGCCCCCGUCCUCGCCUUCUGCAACUGCUACGGCUGCGGCCUCACCGACUGGAACCUCGCCACCAGCUACGCCAAGCUCGCCAUCUUCAUCUUCGGCGCAUGGGUCGGUCUCGAUGACGGCGGCGUGCUCGCCGGCCUGGCCGCCUGCGGCGUCACGAUGGGCAUCGUGUCCACGGCGUCCGACCUCAUGCAGGACUUCAAGACCGGCUACCUCACGCUGGCCUCGCCCCGGUCGAUGAUCAUCAGCCAGUCCAUCGGCACGGCCAUGGGGUGCGUAAUUUCUACAUUAGUCUUCUGGAUCUUCUACAAUGCCUUCCCUCUGGGGGCGCAGGACUCCGAGUACCCGGCGCCGUAUGCGAAGGUCUACCGGGGAAUUGCGCUGCUCGGAGUCAAGGGCUUCGAUACGCUGCCCAAGAACUGCAUCAGCUUCUGCGUCGGUUUCUUCUUCCUGGCCUUCGCUAUCAAUGCGGUGAGGGAGGUGGCCAGUAAUAAAGGAUGGUGGAUAUAUAACUACGUUCCAAGUGCCAUGGGGAUGGCGAUACCCUUCUACUUGGGAUCUUCUUUUGCGAUCGAUAUGUGUGUGGGAAGUUUGAUAAUGUUUUUAUGGGAGAGGACGGACCAGCGGCAUGCCAAGGCGUUCGGGCCGGCGGUGGCGUCGGGGAUGACAUGCGGCGACGGGAUAUGGUCGCUGCCGGCGUCGCUGCUGGCCCUGUGGGACGUGCGCCCGCCCAUAUGCAUGAAGUUCUUGUCGCGAGCUGAUAAUGCUAAGGUUGACGUCUUCUUGACUGCUGGGUCCUCGACGCCUGGUUUGAGGGUUUAGUUGACUAGCAAAUUGUAAAUAGCUGUAGGUCAUCAAAAUUUGCAGUUAUACGGAAGUAUUUGUACAAAUUUUGGCACAAUAAUCUUAACUAGGAUUAGGGCUGAGGAAAAGCAUCCAUGACCGUUAAUCAUGAAGGUUGUUAUGAUCGCAGCAGAUAA